This is a messenger RNA of Sorex araneus (European shrew), 2517 nucleotides long. It is a transcript of the gene NLRP9, whose product is annotated as NLR family pyrin domain containing 9. The record is from RefSeq and is a predicted model, not a curated record. Gene Ontology annotation, molecular function: protein binding. NCBI's taxonomy places the organism in Eukaryota, Metazoa, Chordata, Mammalia, Eulipotyphla, Soricidae. Gene Ontology annotation, cellular component: cytoplasm. Gene Ontology annotation, biological process: regulation of inflammatory response.
AUGGCCGAGUACUUCUUCAAGCUGGGCUUGCUGUGCUACCUGCAGGAGCUGAGGGAGGAAGAGCUGAAGGAGCUGCUGCAGCAGGCCUCCCUGGAGCUGAGCCUCCAGCCCAUCCCCUGGUAUGAGCUCAGGAAGGCCGACAAAGAGGACCUGGCCAGGCUGCACCACUACCCCGGGAGCACUGCCUGGGAGCUGCUGCUAAGCCUGUUCCUGCAGGUCCAGCGCAAUGACCUCUGGGCCAAGGCUCAGGCUGAGAUGCAGAGUCCAAGCGACCCCUACCGGGCCCACAUGCAGGAGAGCCUCCGCCGAGUGUGGACUGUGGACUCUCAGCUGCCCGUGCCUAACCGCUUCUACCGAGAGACCACGAAGAGCGAGUACCACACUCUGGUGGCCCUGUGCUCCGAGCCUGCCCUGCAGGAGCAGCUCGCCAUGGUGAUCCUGGGCGGCCCGGAAGGCAUGGGCAAGACCACGCUGCUGAGGAGGCUGAUGCUGGACUGGGCGGAGGGCAGCAACUGGCAGGACCGCUUUGCCUUCAUCUUCCUUGUCAACUGCUGGGACCUUAACCAGGUGCCCGAGACCAGCGUGAAGGAACUUUUGGCCCACAACUGGCCCAGCACAGCACCCCUGGAGGCCGUGCUCCAACAGCCAGAGCGAAUCCUGGGUGGUCUGGAUCUCGUCAAGUUCGAUGUGGAGGGGCAGGGCAGUGGCUUCGGGCACUGGCAGCAGCGGGCGGCGCCAGGCACGGUGCUGGGCAGCCUGCUGCAGGGUCGCGUGCUGCCGGAGGCUGUGCUGCUGGUGGCCCUGGACUGCAGGGAGGAGGACGUCCAGAAGGGCUCCUUCCAGGGCCGGAGUGCCGCCCACGUCAUGCUGAGUGGCUUCCGAGGGUCAGCGUGCAAACAGUACUUGGGCCACUUCUUCUGCAACUCCCUCCCUGGCCUACGUGGAGAGCGAGCCGGGGCUGAGGCGGCGCUACGGCACCCCGCUGGGCGCCAACGGGGAACAACGCAGAAUCUGGAGCGUCUCUGCGGCCUGGGCGCCCUGGCCGCUGAGGGUGCAUGGGCCGGCGUCUUUACCUUCGGGCCCGUGCAGCUGGCCCAGCACCGGCUGUCGGAUGCCGAGUUGCUGGAGGCCUCGCUGGGCGCGGCCUGUGGUGUCCUGGCGCGCGUUGCCGUCUUCCUGACCCGGGCCCAGGUGAUGGCUGGCCUGCGGGACUCUGCCGAGUGCCACGUGGCCCGGCGCCCCGGGAACCUGCACGAGCUGUUCAGCUGCCUGUACCAAACGCAGGACCAGGACUUUGUGGGCAAGAUGAUGGACCUGUUCCCCGACCUGACCUUGACUCUGCGCGGCACCGAGUCGCUCCUCCUCACCUCCUUCUCCCGGCAGAGUGAGUCUGUGCCUCGGACCGAGGAGGGGCCACGCGAGAGAAGGCUGUCGGCGUGGCGGGAAUUCUGCCUGGUGUUCACCAACUGUUCCAGCUUCUCCACGCUGCAACUGGACUGCUCCACACUGGAUGCAGCGUCCCUGGUGAUUCUCUAUGAAGCACUGGCUUGCCAGGCCUGCAAGCUUCAGUGGCUGGUGUGCUCGUCCAUACCUCAGCUGGGCCAGGACUCCAGCUUCUUCAAGCUCCUGCCCCACAGCCCUCGCCUGACACACCUCAGCCUCUACGGCUCCUGCCUGUCCCGGGUGGAGGUGCAGCAGCUGUGUUCCACCCUCAGGCACCCUCACUGCAGCGUCCAGGAGCUGAUGCUGGGGAAGUGCAACAUCCUGAAGGAGCACUGCAGGGAUGUGGCCUCAGUGCUCAAGACCAACAAGCACUUUAAGGUGCUGUCCAUGGUGGAGAACCCCAUCCUGGAUGAAGGUGUGAGGACCUUGUGCAUCGGCCUCAUGCACCCCAACUGUACCUUGGAGCAGCUGCUGCUGAUGAGCUGCUCCCUGUCAUCUGUCUCCUGUGACCACAUCUCCCAGGUGCUGCUGUGCAACAGGUCCCUGACCCUUCUAGACCUGAGCUCCAACCACCUGGGGGACAGCGGGGCGCUGUCUCUGUGCCAAGCCCUGUACCCGAACAGCAGCAUUCACCAGCUAUGGCUGGUGGGCUGCCACCUCAGUGCCGGCUGCUGCAGGCAGCUCUCCUCACUGUUCACUGGUGACAAGCUGAGGGCCCUGAAGCUGGGGGGGAACGUCCUGGAGGACGCAGGUGUCCAGGUUCUGUGUGCCACCCUGAAGCACCCCAACUGCAAAGUGGAGACCCUGGGGCUGGACUUGUGCCAGCUCAGUUCUGCCUGCUGCACGGACCUGGCCUCUGCCCUCACCUCCUGCCAGUCACUGCGGAGCCUGAAUCUGGAUGGCAUCAGACUGGACCCCAGUGGGACCAGUCUGUGUGCUGCCCUGAGCAAUACCAGCUGUAGCCUGCAGGUUCUGGGAUGCCGAGAGCAGCUGCUGGGCUUGCCCCCACCCAUGCUUAUCUUUGAGACAGGCAUGGGUUGCAUUGCUCCGUUGCAGCAGUGCCCUGCCUCCUGA